AUGGCUGGUUUCUACGCAUCGCCGUCUUGGUCUUUGAGAAGCAAACAUCUUCCACCGCGGAGGCUCAUUGCGGUGCCCGAGACUCACCGUUUGCGCGACCAAGAUGUCUCGGUUCCUCUCUUUCCUAACCACCUUCAACCUCUCCGCGACCCAUCCCUCCCAUCCGUUCAGCAUCACACCAAACACACCGAUAGCCUUAUGAAAGCCCAAAAACACUAA
Messenger RNA from Phanerochaete carnosa HHB-10118-sp, 219 nucleotides. RefSeq lists its product as uncharacterized. The transcript has 3 exons. NCBI's taxonomy places the organism in Eukaryota, Fungi, Basidiomycota, Agaricomycetes, Polyporales, Phanerochaetaceae. The record is from RefSeq and is a predicted model, not a curated record. The coding region runs from base 1 to 219 and encodes 72 amino acids.